Oryza sativa Japonica Group (Japanese rice) is the source of this 1074-nucleotide messenger RNA. RefSeq lists its product as uncharacterized. NCBI's taxonomy places the organism in Eukaryota, Viridiplantae, Streptophyta, Magnoliopsida, Poales, Poaceae. The record is from RefSeq and is a predicted model, not a curated record.
AGCCAUGGCGAUCAUCGUGCUCAGCUCAUUUGCAUUUGAAUUGAAAGAUCAAGAGAGAAAUCAAGAAGAGAUCGAGAGGAUCGAAGCUGUAAUCUCCGUAGAGAUGGCGGCGGCGGCAAUGGAUGACUCGUUCAGGAGGGCGGGGGCGAUACCGUUCAAGUGGGAGAUCUGCCCGGGGACGCCCAAGCACGCCAGGAGCGCGAGCGCCUCCGCGGCGUCGGCGGCGGUGGUGUCGCCGGUGCCGCCGGCGCUGGCCAAGGUGGCGACGAGGCAGCAGCUGGCGCUGCCUCCCUGCAUGACGUCGCCGCGCGCCUCGCCGUCGCCGUACUACCACUCCCCGCGCCUCUCCUCCGCCGCCGCGUGCAGGUCGGCGGCGUCGGCCUCGCCGUGCCGGAGCAGGUACGCCGGCGGCGGCAGCGCGUACCGCCCCCGCCCCACCGCCUUCCUCGACCUCGCUCCCCGAGCCACCACGGCGCCGGACUUGUACGGCGCCGCCCACGAAGCUGAUCACGACGAGCCCGCGGCGGCGCCGGCGUACGGGUGCUUCCUGCUCCCGUUGCUCCGGAGGAAAGGCAGCAGCAAGAAACGCGGCGGCGGCGGGUAUUCGUCCGGCUCCGGCGGCUCGAGCUCCUCCGGCAGCUUCAGGUCGGACGGCGAGCCGGGCGGUGGGCUGCGGCGGUCGGCGUCGUCGUCUUUCUCCUUCGCUCGCGGCGGCGGCAACCGGAUCAGGCUCGCCGCCGGAGCGAGGCAGCAGGAGGAGGUGGAGGCGGCCAGUGGCAGCUGGUUCUUCUGAUCAUCAUGUCGCCAUUGUUGAUUUGAUCAAGUUAAAGUUGUGAAGGAUUUAUUAGCUAGGAGAAAUUAAAGGAAUUAGCAGCUUUAAUUUUUGCGUUUUGUUGCGUGGUGAGGAUGAGAGAGCCCAGUUCGAUCGAUUACAUCAGACUGGUGGCUGUUUGUGUGUGUCAUGUGUAAAGAAGAUAGACAUGAACAGUUUACAUACUCCAUUGCAUUUCAUUUUAGUGGAGAGUCCACUCUAUAUGUUGCUGUUAAACUAGUGCAUUAACCGUCAAGAUUACA